AUGGACUCGAGGACCAAAAUCUUCUCCCUUCACCGCUGGAACUGCAGCCCAACCUUAGGGACAGGGGCCAGGAAGUGGCUGCUGGGGCCUCUUGCCCUCGUGGUGCUGCUGCAAGUCGCCCGGGUGCAGAGCCGGCCCACCGGAUCCUGCCCUUUCCCCCAAAUACCGGAGCAUUCAAGCGCCUUUAGGCAACUCAGGAACCAAUACGAGGACGAGAGGUUCAAAGGGAGCGAACCCUGGAAAAACUGCACCCGCUUCCACCUCCGCUUCCCCCAAGGGAAGAUGCACCACUUGAGGAACAAAUGGGACAGGAUGGAGGCCGUGGAGGCUGAACUGGCCCUGGUGGUGCCCGUUUUGCAGAACAUCAGUGAACCUGCCUUCUCCAAACAGGCGUCCAAGGUUUUGGAGUUUCUACAUCCGCUCUGGGAGGCUCUGGGCACCUGUAUCAGGCACAAACCCCCCCACGGGAAGAAGUCCAGCCUCCUCCAGCAGUUCAAGGAAGAGACCCAGCAGUUCAAGGCCAGGAGCGUCCAGCCAUCGCCAAAGUGCCUGGAGGCAGCGGUUGGCCUCAACAUCGUGCGUCUCCUGGAAGAGGACAUUGGGCAGCUCCGGCACCUCUUCCGCCACCACUCCCGGGCCACCACCCGCCGAGGCUAG
This is a messenger RNA of Notechis scutatus (mainland tiger snake), 657 nucleotides long. RefSeq names its product interferon lambda-3-like. Lineage: Eukaryota; Metazoa; Chordata; Lepidosauria; Squamata; Elapidae. Gene Ontology annotation, biological process: innate immune response; defense response to virus; cell surface receptor signaling pathway via JAK-STAT. The record is from RefSeq and is a predicted model, not a curated record. Gene Ontology annotation, molecular function: cytokine activity.